UUGCUUUAGGGAACUGAUGGUCUUCAAAGCCGUGGGUUUGGAUGGGGUAUCGUAGCUGUUCGGUCCGUGGGGACGCCGAUGAGUGUGUGGUCCGUCUCUACCUUUAGCCUCCAGGGAGACCUUAUCUAGAGAACCUCCAGCAGCAUCUAGAGAACCUCCAGAAGAAGUCCUCUAGCUGAAGGUGUCGGACUGCGGCAGAAGAAAUGCAGCGGAUGGACAUGGAUGAAGAUGGGAUCCGAAACCUCAUGGUUCCUCAAGGGGGGGUGAAGGAACGGUGCCGGCCCUCCAGGUGUCUGACCGCUGGGCUGCUGCUGCUGUGUGCCUCAUCCCUGGCUGGAAACGUAACUCAGUUUUACUUUGGAGGUGGUGUGGGCAAGAGGCUUCACAACGCCUUCACCAAGCAAGAGGAGCAACUACAGGAGAGAUACAGGAACCUGACGAGGAACAGCACGGGUCUGCACGAUAGAUACCAGACUCUGGUUGCCGAGAGAGCCAGUCUUCAACUAAGUAACCACGGUUUGACCCAAGAGAGAGACCAGAUACAGGGCAAGGCUAACAGCCUUACCAAAGAGAGAGACCAGCUACAGGGCCGGUUUAGCACCCUUACCAAAGAGAGAGACCAGCUACAGGGACAGGCUAGCACACUUACCUCAGAGAGAGACCAGAUACAGGGCCGGUUUAGCACCCUUACUAAAGAGAGAGACCAGCUACAGGGCCAGGCUAGCACCCUUACUAAAGAGAGAGACCAGUUACAGGGCCAGGCUAGCACCCUUACCAAAGAGGGAGACCAGCUUCAGGGCCGGUUUAGCAUCCUUACCAAAGAGAGAGACCAGCUACAGGGCCGGUUUAGCAACCUUACUAAAGAGAGAGACCAGCUACAGGGCCGGUUUAGCACCCUUACCAAAGAGAGAGACCAGCUACAGGGCCAGGCUAGCACCCUUACCAAAGAGAGAGACCAGCUACAGGGCCGGUUUAGCACCCUUACUAAAGAGAGAGACCAGCUAAAGGGCCAGGCUAGCACCCUUACCAAAGAAAGAGAUCAGCUACAGGGCCGGUUUAGCACACUUACUAAAGAGAGAGACCAGCUACAGGGCCGGUUUAGCACCCUUACCAAAGAGAGAAGCCAGCUACAGGGCCAGGCUAGCACCCUUACCAAAGAGAGAGACCAGCUACAGGGCCGGUUUAGCACCCUUACUAAAGAGAGAGACCAGCUAAAGGGCCAGGCUAGCACCCUUACCAAAGAAAGAGAUCAGCUACAGGGCCGGUUUAGCACCCUUACUAAAGAGAGAGACCUGCUACAGGGACGGUUAAGCACCCUUACUAAAGAGAGAGACCAGCUACAGGGCCGUUUUAGCACCAUUAGCAAAGAGAGAGACCAGUUAAAGAGCCAGGCUAGCACCCUUACCAAAGAGAGAGACCAGCUACAGGACUCAAGCUCCAAACUCAUGAAGGAGGUCAAAACCCUGAAUGAUACAGUUGAAUCACGGAAGUGUCCUCCGGGAUGGAUUAAGUUCCAGUGCAGUUGUUACAAAGGCCAUACUGGCGAAAAGAACUGGGAAGACAGCCGCCAGUACUGCAAGAGCCAACAGGCUGACCUGGUGAUCAUCAACAGCAGAGAGGAGCAGAUAUUUGUCAAUAGUUUGCUCCCGGCAGACACGGACAACUGGAUAGGUUUGAGUGACAUAUGGAUCGAAGGGGUUUGGACCUGGGUGGACGGAACCAGCCCCAACACAACGUAUUGGGGGAGGAACCAGCCAAACAGCCACGGCGGCAAUCAGGACUGUGUCGAGUUCCUCCACAGGGCAGCAAAAAAAACAUGGAACGGCGGAGCAUGGAACGACCUCGACUGUAAAGAGUUAAGCGGCUGCAUUUGUGAGAAGUAGAGAGUAAAUGUGUUUGGUAUGGGGAUGGAUGUGUCCAUCACCAGGGGAUGUUAGGAUGUUGCUCGGGAAGGUCCGGAUAUACCUCCUGUCUCCGAACUGUCUUGUGUUGUAUACCGGGAAUGGGUUAACCUAGUGAAUGUUAGUGCUUUGCACUUGUUUCUAUGAACAUCCUUACUGUACCGACCACGAUAUAUUGUUGUUUCUCUUUGUCCUGUCAAAUGUACUAAGUUGCUUGUGAUAAAAGCACUUGCUAAAUGCCCUAAAUGUAAA
Gadus morhua (Atlantic cod) is the source of this 2153-nucleotide messenger RNA. Its product is annotated as C-type lectin domain family 4 member M. The record is from RefSeq and is a predicted model, not a curated record. NCBI's taxonomy places the organism in Eukaryota, Metazoa, Chordata, Actinopteri, Gadiformes, Gadidae. The transcript has 7 exons. Bases 204 to 1883 code for a protein of 559 amino acids.